CAAUGGUCAGUGGUAAACCCCGCAUUCCUCACAUUACCUCCUGCUGACCCUCCAGCCAUCUCGACUGGACUAGACAAAACUUUCUACUGUAGCCUAAUGGAGAGUUGGGCUAUUACGCAACUGCCCAGGGCGACGAUGGUUUGAGGCGAUAGGCAGAUAGGUUAGGCUACUUAGCAAGACUCAGUAAAGUACGUCUAUAGAAUCUGAGUUAUCGGCGUUCUCUAAAAGGUGAUCAACCUAUCUUACUUGGGUGUGUCGACCACAUCGCGCAGUUUACUUCAGGAAGCGCCUCCUCCAGGGAAGGUUGCACUGGUCUGUGCUGUCACAUAAGAUAUGUAGUCCGUGACUACUUUUAUUUGACAACAGAGCCGUUUGGGAAUUUAAUUGUCUUGAAGUACGUGCGCGCGCCAACCAUAAAGAAAAGAGAGCUAUUUGACAACAUUAAAUGGCGCACGCAACAGCUAUGUGUACCAUUCUGGUGCCGAUUCUGAUACUGAUUACACAAGUACAGGGGUACGGCAAAGAACUCCAGAAGCUUCACAGGCAGAAGAGAGAGUGGAUUAUUCCUCCCCGGAAAUUAGAAGAGAAUGUGGAUGAAACUAAAAAGGAGUUCAUAGCCAAGAUUCGUUCUGACUACGAGACAAGAAACAACAUCCGCUACUCCCUCCUCGGCAAAGGUGCCACUGAAGACCCUGUGAACCUCUUUACAGUGAAUACAGAAAAUGGCUAUGUCAGGAUCAAUGGCAUUCUUGACAGGGAGGAGAAAUCUCGUUACUAUUUGCAAGGAGUGGCAAAGUUCGCAAAUGGGACCCGGGCCGAAAAAGAUAUCGAACUGGUAAUAAUGGUCAUAGACCAAAAUGACUGCCCUCCUGUGUUCUCUUUUGAAGAAGGUCAAAGUGUUGCAGAGAUCUAUGAAUUAAGUGAAAUAGGCACCUCUGUGAUGACAGUCACAGCCACAGAUGCAGAUGAGCCCAACACGCUUCACUCCCAGAUUUCCUACUCACUUGUGCAGGAGGGAAGCUCCAACAUGUUCUACAUUGACCGUCAAACAGGAGAGGUCUCUGUCAGGACAAAUGCUCUGGACAGAGAGGUCCAGGAUGUCUACACUCUGACCGUCAAAGGAACUGACAUGAAUGGAGCUCCUGGGGGGAAUUCAGGAACUGGGAAGGUCGUUAUCAGACUUAUGGAUGUAAACGACAACGUUCCAACCCUGGAAAACACCCAUUAUGAGGCCAACGUAAUGGAGAACACAUUCAACGUGACGGUGUUGAAGAUCAAAGCACUGGACCUUGAUUUAAUCCACACAGACAACUGGUUGGCCAUUUUCACCAUUGUGUCUGGAAAUGAGGCAGGAUACUUCACCAUCACCACGGACAAAAAGACAAAUGAGGGAAUACUGGUGCUGAACAAGCCCAUAGACUACGAGGAACUGAAGGAGCUUAAUCUCCAGGUGGUUGUUUCCAACGUGGCCAAGUACCACUCCUCUGUCAUCAUCACCGAGACCAAGACGUACCCUAUCAAGAUCCAUGUGCAAAACGAGGCGGAAGGCCCUCGCUUCCAUCCCUCAGUCAAAGUGGUAACUGUGUCCGAGGACCACACCACGAUUGACCUGAAGCAGAUCAUCACUACCUACAAGGCCAUAGACAGUGACACCCUGCUGCAUGCCACCAAUGUCAUAUAUCUAAAAGGAGAAGACAAGGACAACUGGAUUAGCAUAGACCAAACCACCGCUGAUAUCAGACUUAACAAACUGCCGGACAGAGAAUCCAAAUAUUUGAUCAAUGGGACAUACUAUGCCAAAAUCAUUUGUGUCUCAAAAGAUUCUUCACAGAAAACAGCUACUGGAACCAUCGCUAUUCAGGUGGAGGACUCCAAUGACCACUGUCCAACGCUGGUCCACCCAACACAGACUGUGUGUUUUGAGGAGAACGUGGACCAUGUAGUGUAUGUCACCGCAGUAGAUGGCGACGCAUUCCCCAACGGAGCACCGUUUGACUUUAAAAUCACUUCCAGCACCACAGAACAGUGGUCUGUGGAGCGGCUGCUGGGGAAUGACACUACAGUGAUCCUGCGGCCCAAACAGGUCCUAUGGCCAGGCCCGUAUAAAGUGUACAUGGUGAUUAGGGAUCAGCAGGGAGAGCCUGCGUGCGGAGACGUCCAGGUGUUGGACUUGGAGGUGUGCAGCUGUGACAAGGACCUGACAUGCCUUCCGAGGAAGGACAGGGGUCCCAGUGCUGUCUUGGGAGCAGCGGGCGUUCUCAUGCUCCUUCUGGGAAUGUUGCUGCUUUUAUUGCUGCCUCUUCUGUUGCUGUUCUGCCUGUGUGGUACGGGAGCCCUAGCCGCAGACUUCAAGACCAUACCCUGGGGAGCCAAGGAGCACCUGAUCGCUUAUCACACUGAGGGCCAAGGAGAAGACAAGGCAGUGCCCCUGCUGGAUAUACCGGUGGUGGACGGAGGGGACGGAGGCUUUGCGAAGAUUGGUCAAGUGGGAGUUACAGGGGCCGCCGGUGCUGGGCUGGGUGGAGGAUUGUCCGGUUCGUCUCACUUCGGGAAAGUCAACAACAACAACGAGUAUGAAUACAACCAGUGGUCUUCCCAAGUCAACACGGGUCAUGGCGGGUGGAUGGGCCAAGGGCAGUUUGGCGAAGGCCAUUAUGGAGAAGGACGCUUCGAAUAUGGAAGUGGUGGAGCCUCUGGUCACAUGGGUUUACUUGAAGGCAUUGCUUUGUCAGAGGAGUUCCUUGGAGAAUACUACUCACAGAAAGCAAGCUGCAUCGAAGACCUGCAAACUCAAAAAGCGGAAAUGCUCAUCUACGAGUACGAGGGCCGGGAGUCUCCGGCUGGCUCAGUGGGCUGCUGUAGUCUUCUGGAGGAUGACAAUGACCUGGCCUUCCUCAAUGACCUGGGACCCAAAUUCAAGACUCUGGCUGAAAUCUGUGGUGGUGGGGCCACUGUCAUUGAGUCCAGUUCUGUGACUGUCACAGCUUCUCCUCCUCCUCCUCCGCAGCCCCCUGUGACAACCCAUGUGUCAUCCCAUGUGUCAUCUCAUGUCGAUAUCAGUGGAGAUAUUGCCAAUAGCAUCAGUGCUGCCAGAGCUGAGGCCAGCAGUUUGGCUACUUCCUCCUCUGUGCUCCAGGAAAGCAUCAUCUCGUCUGGACGCCCUGCUACCACCACCGUACACGUUAAGGAGAACGGUGUGGUCCCCACCCAAACGCUUCUCAUCCAGCAACCAACUCUCUACUAUGCUGCUGCUCCACCCAUGUAUGUUGUGGACCCACAGCCCCAUCAUACCCUGAUGGUAACGCCUGCUGUCAAUGUGGGUCAAAACCUGGUGAUGCUAGAGAGCAAUGCCACCAGCCAGCUGCAGGGGAUAAGUCAGGGUGUGGUUGGCAUGGGCAACAUACAGGGAGCCCACGGCUUAGUUCUGGUGGAGGGAAUGACCUCGGCUGCUGGUGAGCAGCAAGUUAUUGGCACAUUAGGCAAAAGGCAAGUGGUCACAGUCGAGACACAGCAAGGCACCAGAAGUGGCUUUGGGACAGGAACUGGCCACAGUGCGACUUUAGGCUUAGGUAGUGCUUCACUGGCAGAGACAGUAGUGUCUGCUGCAAGUGGCAGGCUUCAUCAUGAAGCCAGUGGAGGAUUGAUUCAGGUUAUCCCAUCACAAGCCAGCGCAAGUCAGAGUGUAGGGCUGAGAGGUCAAAGUGCAUCGUCUUUCAGUGUGAUGCCUGAGACCGUAAUUGACGGCACACACAAAGUUGUCGUACAGGAGAAGGUUUCGGUCACUGAGAGAACCUCGCAGUCAAGUAGCUUAGCAUAAAAUGCAACUUUUGCUUUAGUUGAUACAAAAUGUCAUACAAUUUAGGUACCAUUAUUGGUACAAUUUCCAUAAACCAAAAUAUUACAAUGGUUUGUGUGGUAUACAUUACUUGCUUUGUGGCCUGUAUUGUAGACUAGAUGGGAAAUGGUAUUUCUUUGUCGAUGCACUCUUGUGGAAGAACAUUUGAAAAGUUAUGAAUGUCCAUGUAUUUGCCAAAGGGAAUUCCAAAGUAUUUCUGUAGACAUGUUGUCAGUUGAUGAAGUCGAUAUGAUACAUCAAUAAAGAUAAGAGUUUACUCCAUGUUAGGUGGAAAAAAACCUAACAAUAUACAAUAUACAAUAUAACAAUAUUAAGACUAUAAUAUGAACUUGGCAUCCGUAAAGGAUUUGAAUGUAUUUAAGAUCAAGAUGAACUUCAAAUGAACGUCUUUAUUUCAAUACAUAAAUGUAUUAGAAUGAGCCCAACACUGUAUUUUUAUUUCAUCACUGUCUUUAUAUGCACUGUAUUUUGAAGACAAUAAACUAAGUGCCAUUUUAGGCUGUGCCAUAUUUUUUUGACAUGGCCAUUUUAGAGAAGUACUCCCACCUCUAGAGGGAGCUGUUGGUUUUGAUACAACUCUCUGCUUUUUCCAAGUGAUGUGUACAUAUUUCAUAAUGCACGCAAAAGUAUUGCUUUAAUAACAGACAACAGGUUGAUGGACUCUACAUUUUUUUCUUUCUUUUCUUGCAUUUGUUCUUUGUUAACUUGCUUUUUCAUGUAUGUAGAGUCAGUUUUUAUGGUACCAUUAUUAAAUGGACAUUAUAAAUCAUUUACUUACAUUUGUGGGUUUUUUUUUGUUCAGCGUUUUUACUUGAAUGUCACUUGGAAUUAAAAAAAA
Engraulis encrasicolus (European anchovy) is the source of this 4694-nucleotide messenger RNA. RefSeq names its product desmoglein-2-like protein. Gene Ontology annotation, cellular component: desmosome; plasma membrane. Gene Ontology annotation, molecular function: calcium ion binding. Gene Ontology annotation, biological process: homophilic cell-cell adhesion. The record is from RefSeq and is a predicted model, not a curated record. The transcript is spliced from 14 exons. NCBI's taxonomy places the organism in Eukaryota, Metazoa, Chordata, Actinopteri, Clupeiformes, Engraulidae. Bases 446 to 3817 code for a protein of 1123 amino acids.